AUGCAGCAUGGGGAUGAGGAGGAGGAGGAGGAGCAACAUCCCCUCCUUCCAUCAAAAGUGGUCCCUCCCCCUCCUGCUUUUGGCAACCAGUGCGGAAGAAACUACUCAUGUCAAAAAGGGGGAGAUCACUCAGUGUGGCUCGAUGGAACCCAGUCAUCACCCACCCUCUCAUAUUACAACGGCUGCCAAUAUGUGUCACCCUCACCCCGCUCCUCACCCCGAAGGGGAGACAAUGAGGAAAAGGUUAGGGGGAAGGAGGUCCACAAGGAAAAGAGAGGCAAGAAGCCAGCAGGGAAUGAACAGAAUGCAGGGCACAAGGAUCAGAUUUGGGGGAGUAAAACCAAAAAGGCAAGCCCACAGAGGCACCAGCAGGACAUGACAUCCACUCAGUCACCCUACAAAGGACUCUGCAUGUCUCAAAUGGACUUAAGGGAGACAGAAAGUGGGCCACCCAGUGAAGGAGGUCAAAGGCUAGAGGCCCCAUCAAUGAAGAUGCAGGACCGCCAGAGUCUACCUGAGAUCAUCAUUACAACCAAAGAUGACUACCAGCCACAUUCCCCCAACCAAACACCCAGCUCUGACAAGAAUCACCCGAAGUCUGAGGCCAAGGGCGCCUAUGGUGGAGGUGAGGAGACCAGUGGUGCGCAUCCCAAGGAUGGUGUCCAUGACUGCCCUCACAAGAAGACCCAGAGCAUCGGUCGUAGGCUGGUCCGCCGAAGGGCGCUGUUUGAGAGGAGGCAGAGGCUGAAUGACUGUGCACUCGCUGUGGGGAUGUUUGGAGUGGUGGUCAUGAUCACCGAGAUAGAGCUCUCCUGGAGCGUCUACAGUAAGAUCUCUAUAUACUCUAUGGCUAUGAAGUCUGUUAUCAGCCUGUCCUCUCUCAUCCUGCUGUGUCUGGUCAUUGCCUACCACAUCUGUGAGGUGCAGCUCUACAUCCAUGAUAACGGAUCAGAGGACUGGCAAAUUGCCAUGACAACGGAGCGUGUGAGCCUGAUCGCCCUUGAGCUGUUUGUUGCGGCGGUGCACCCGUUCCCAGUGGGUCUCCCAUUGUCAUGGCAAGCCAUGUCCCCCACGCUGUCAGAGACGGAGCUGGAGAUCGUGCUGGCUCUACCCAUGUUCCUGCGACUCUACCUCCUGGGUCGUGCCUUGAUGCUGCACAGCCGACUCUACACAGACACCGCCUCGCGCAGCAUUGGCGCCCUCAACAAGAUCCACUUCAACAGCCGUUUUGUGGUCAAAACCCUGAUGACUAUCUACCCUGGCACUGUGUUGAUGAUCUUCAGCGUCUCUCUGUGGCUAGUUGCUGCCUGGGGCCUACAUGUCUGUGAGAGACACCACAACUAUAAGGACCUGAGCAGUAACUACAUGGAGGCCCUGUGGAUGGUCUCGGUCACCUUCUUGUCCAUUGGUUACGGGGAUGUUGUUCCCCACACCUACUGUGGCCGCAGCAUCUGUCUACUCACUGGCAUCAUGGGGGCUGGUUGCACAGUGCUGGUGGUUGCCGUGGUUGCCAGGAAACUGGAGCUGACUAGGGCAGAGAAACAUGUCCACAACUUCAUGAUGGACUCCCACUUUACAAAAGGGAUAAAAAUUGCUGCUGCAAAUGUACUGAGAGAGACUUGGAUGAUCUACAAACACACCAAGCUUGCCAGGAAGAGAGACCACUGCAGAGUACGCAUGCACCAGAGGAAGCUGCUACUCGCCAUCCACCAGCUGCGUGAUGUGAAGAUGGAGAGGAGGAAGUUGGCUGACCAGGCCAACACGCUUGUGGAUCUCUGCAAGAUGCAGGAUCUGAUGUAUGACAUGCUGUCAGAAGUGAGUGGAUUACGAGGGGACCUGGAAACACACAUAAACAGUCUGCAGCAGAAUGUGGAGGAGCUGAGAGAAGGCUUCAGGACUCUGAUACCCCUCCUCUCCAGCACCCUCUCCACACAGAACUCUUCCAUCCGCCACCUGCUAAGGGAGAGGGAAGAGCAGGCAGACAUGGAGAAUGGGAGGGCAGGAUAG
Molecule: messenger RNA, 2007 nt
Organism: Salvelinus namaycush (lake trout)
Lineage: Eukaryota; Metazoa; Chordata; Actinopteri; Salmoniformes; Salmonidae
Product: small conductance calcium-activated potassium channel protein 2-like
Exons: 9
Coding region: 1-2007 (668 amino acids)
Biological process (GO): potassium ion transmembrane transport
Cellular component (GO): neuron projection; neuronal cell body; plasma membrane
Molecular function (GO): calmodulin binding; small conductance calcium-activated potassium channel activity
Source: RefSeq, a predicted model, not a curated record